This is a messenger RNA of Phyllostomus discolor (pale spear-nosed bat), 3756 nucleotides long. It is a transcript of the gene DSG4, whose product is annotated as desmoglein 4. Gene Ontology annotation, molecular function: calcium ion binding. Gene Ontology annotation, biological process: homophilic cell-cell adhesion. NCBI's taxonomy places the organism in Eukaryota, Metazoa, Chordata, Mammalia, Chiroptera, Phyllostomidae. The record is from RefSeq and is a predicted model, not a curated record. Gene Ontology annotation, cellular component: desmosome; plasma membrane.
AUGAGGGUGGUGCUGGAAGUAAACAGUGAAUUUAUUGUUGAGGUGAAAGAAUUAGACAUAGAAAAUGGCGCUACAAAAUGGCAAACUGUCAGAAGACAAAAGCGGGAGUGGAUCAAGUUUGCUGCAGCGUGUCGAGAAGGAGAGGACAACUCCAAGAGGAACCCGAUCGCCAGAAUUCGGUCAGACUGCGAAGCGAACCAGAAGAUUACAUACCGCAUCUCUGGGGUAGGGAUUGAUCGACCACCUUAUGGUGUGUUCACCAUUAACCCUCAGACUGGUGAAAUUAACAUCACCUCAGUGGUGGACAGGGAGAUAACUCCACUUUUCUUGAUCUAUUGUCGGGCUCUGAAUUCACGGGGUGAAGAUUUAGAAAAGCCUCUUGAGCUUAGAGUCAAAGUUAUGGACAUAAAUGAUAACCCUCCAGUCUUCACACAAAAUGUGUACGCAGCCAGCAUUGAAGAAAACAGUGAUGCAAACACACUGGUAGUAAAGUUAAGUGCCACAGAUGCAGAUGAAGACAACAAUCUGAAUUCUAAAAUUGCCUACAAGAUAAUCUCUCAGGAGCCAGCAGGUGCACCGAUGUUCAUCCUGAACAGGUACACUGGAGAGGUCCGCACGAUGUCCAGCUUCCUGGACAGAGAGGAACACACUAUGUAUAACCUCCUCGUGAGGGGCUCGGAUCGAGACGGAGCUGCAGAUGGGCUGUCUUCCGAGUGUGCCUGCAGAAUCAAGGUUUUGGAUGUCAACGAUAAUUUCCCCAUCUUGGAGAAAACUUUUUAUUCAGCAAACAUCGAAGAGAAUUGUUUAAAUUCAGAUCUGAUACGAUUAAAGGCAACUGAUCUUGAUGAAGAAGGCACUGACAAUUGGUUAGCAAAAUAUUUCAUUCUCUCUGGAAAUGAUGGGAAUUGGUUCGAUAUUCAAACAGACCCACGGACCAAUGAAGGCAUUUUGAAAGUCGUCAAGAUGCUGGAUUAUGAACAAAUGCCUAAUGUUCACCUUGGUAUUGGAGUUAAAAACCAAGCUGAUUUUCACCCUUCAGUUGCCUCUCAAUUCCAAAUGCAUUCAACCCCUGUAAGAAUUCAGGUUAUUAAUGUGAAAGAAGGGCCCAAAUUUGAUCCAAAUUCUAUGACUUUCCGUGUGCGAGAAGGAGUAAGAGGAGAUUCCUUAAUGAAUUACAUACUUGGCACAUAUACAGCUGUAGAUUUGGACACAGGAAAUCCUGCAACAAAUGUCAGGUAUAUCAUAGGACAUGAUGCCGGCAACUGGUUAAAAGUUGACUCAAGGACUGGUGAGAUACAAUUUUCUAGGGAAUUUGAUAAGAAGUCAAAAUAUAUUACCAAUGGGAUAUACAAAGCAGAGGUCUUGGCUGUAGAUGAUGGCUCUGGGAAAACGGCUACAGGAACCAUAUGUAUCGAAGUUCCUCAUGACAACGAUUACUGCCCAGUCAUUUUUGCUGAAAGUGACUCCAUCUGCAUAGCCUCUCCAUCUAUCCUUAUAUCUGCGAGAGACAUUAACCAUCAUUCAUAUGGGUCUCCAUUUACCUUCUGUGUCGUUGAUCAGCCACCAGGGACAGCUGGCUUAUGGGAUAUCAGGUCAAUAAAUGCUACCUCCGCAAUCCUGACGGCUGAGCAGCCUUUACUAGCUGAUACUUACCAAAUCCCAAUCCUGGUGAAGGACAGCUACAACAGGGAGUGUGAACUGCCACAGAUAGUCAAGUUAGUUGCCUGUGAUUGUGACAACAGCCACAUGUGCUUGCACCCUAGUACCCCAGCCAUCUCCACUACAGAUGGCAGCUCAGUUGUCAGUGACAUAUAUGGGCCUGUCCCUGAAGACCGAAUUAAGGUUUCAAAUGUUGGUCUCGGACCAGCAGCAAUUGGCAUGAUCAUUCUGGGCCUCUUACUACUGCUCUUGGCACCACUGUUGCUACUCAUAUGUUGCUGCAAACGAAGACAGCCAGAAGGCCUGGGGACCAGGUUUGCUCCAGUGCCGGAGGGGGGAGAAGGAGUGAUUCAGUCUUGGGGAAUAGAAGGGGCCCAUCCCGAGGAUAGGUCCACGACCUACUUGGGGCUAUGCGGCGGUGCACGGCAGACAGCAGCUGGCAGUGGUUUGCUGGGAUAAACAAUGCAGACAACUCAAACACUGGUUGCACACCCUCUCCUCACAGAAAUCUACACCAACACCUAUGCGGGCGGAGGAACAGUCGAAGGGGGCGUAUCAGGAGUGGAACUCAACACAGGUCUGGGGACAGCGGCUAGCCUGGCCGCUGGCGGAGCAGUGGGAACACUGAGGAGGAGGAGCUCAACGCUGGGAACCCAGAGGGAAUAUGCAGACACCGGUCUGAACAUGGCCUUCCUGGACAGCUAUUUCUCUGAGAAAGCACAUGCUUAUGCAGAUGAAGAUGAAGGUCGGCCAGCAAACGACUGCUUGCUCAUUUACGACCAUGAGGGAAUAGGGUCACCUGUGGGCUCGAUUGGUUGUUGCAGCUGGAUUGUGGAUGAUUUAGAGGAAAACUACAUGGACAACUUAGACCCGAAAUUUAGAACUCUUGCUGAAAUCUGCUUAGACACAGAAAUUGAACCAUUUCCCUCGCACCAAGCUUGUAUACCUAUCAGUACUCACCUCCCUUUGCUCGGGCCUAAUUACUUCGUUAAUGAAUCUUCAGGAAUGACUCUCUCGGAGGCUGAAUUCCAGGCAGAAAUGGCGAUGCCAGAACCCAUGGUCCAUGGGGACAUUGUGGUGACUGAGACUUACACUAGCACUGAUCAAUGUAUGCAACCCACUACGAUUGUUUUUGAUCCACAGCUUGCACCUAGUGUUGUAGUGACGGAAACAGUGAUGACGCCUGUCUAUGACGUCCAAGGGAAUAUCUGUGUACCUGCGGAGUUAGCCAACACACAACAUGUAAUCUAUGCUGAGAGAGUACUGCCUAGUCCUGGUGUGCCUGACAUGAGGAGCAGCAGCAUGACUGAUGGUUGUAUGGGCCCUGUGAUGAGUGGCAGUAGUUUAGUAGGGCCAGAAAUUCAAGUGACGCAAAUGAUGAGCCCAGAUAUUCACAUAAGCCAAACCAUUGGUUCCACAUCCCCAAUGACACCUCGACACAGAGUAACACGGUAUAGUAACAUACAUUACUCCCAACAGUAAGCGCUGUAUGGUUAGUAUUCCUUGCACCUUAUAAUCACCAACAUAGCCACCAAAGAUGUAUAAUGUACUAUAUUUAACAUUUUAAUAGUCAACAAAAUUCAAAUUUUUAAAAUUUAAUUGCAUGCUUUGAUUAUAUCUUUUUUGGAGGUAAAUAUGGCUGAGCACUUAUAAGCUUUUGGAAAUUCUUUCUGAUUUUAAGUAAUAAGCAAAGAAAGCUGAAAACUGUGUCACAUCCUUUGAGAUUGUCUGAUAAAUAGCACAUAACUCAUAAGGAGAAUCUUAAGAGGUCUUCAGGCCUGUAGAACUGGUCAUGUCAGCCAAGUUGCCCUUGCCCUUGGAGGCUGCAAAAGAAGCCUUGUGUGCAGUCACCAGUCAUGUGUAUCUUUAGAAAACUAUCUCUAUUGAAUAGGUUUAAUUGAAAAAGUGAAUGAAAUGUACACUUCUGAAAGGAAAUUGAAAAGGACGAUGGAGCAUUUAUAAAUAGAAAAAUAAAGUAAUUUGUCUCUUCAAACAAUUUCUCAAGAUAUGAAACAUUUAGGGAAUGCUUAAUAUAACACAAGGAAAGAGUUUGCCAGCUAAAUGUAUCACUGAGAAUGGCCUGUUGAAACGACUCAU